This is a messenger RNA of Solanum dulcamara, 1790 nucleotides long. Its product is annotated as zinc finger CCCH domain-containing protein 16. The record is from RefSeq and is a predicted model, not a curated record. The transcript is spliced from 10 exons. The coding region runs from base 125 to 1513 and encodes 462 amino acids. Gene Ontology annotation, molecular function: metal ion binding. Lineage: Eukaryota; Viridiplantae; Streptophyta; Magnoliopsida; Solanales; Solanaceae.
CCAAGAUUUUACCUGAGGGACGAUUCUGCUGGUCAGUCCACAAAUUCUCUCUAUUAUUUGCACCUUCCAAGUUAGUGUAAAGCUGAGAAGUGAAGAAAGAAGAAGCAAAAAAGGACUUAAAGCUAUGCCCCCAAGGAAAGAACUCUGCAGGAAUUUUAUGCGGGGCAGUUGUCAAUAUGGUGAACGUUGUAAAUUUCUUCAUGCUGCCCAACAACAAACGAAGCCAAAUCCAUUUGGAUUUGGCAGCCAAUCCACUAAUUUCCAGAGUACAAAUAUGCCACAAACAAAGCCCAACCCUUUUGGUUUUGGUGUUCAGAGUAACUCCCAGCCAAGAGGGUCCAAUGAUAUGGGGCUCAAACAGAGUCAAUACAAGCCUUUUGAAAACAAGUGGACUCGUUCUACAAGUACCAACAGUUCUUCAUUGCGGCAUUCUGACAAUCAGCCUGUAGCACCUAAUCACACCUGCACAGAUGCUGAGUCAUGCAGAAGUCAAAUUGUGGAAGAUUUUAACAAUGAGAAACCAUUGUGGCUUCUUACCUGCUAUGGUCAUCGUAAAAAUGGUCCAUGUGAUAUUACCGGUGAUGUUAGCUAUGAAGAGCUGCGAGCAGCAGCAUAUGAUGCGAAACAUGGACAGAGCUUGAUGUCUAUUGUUGAGAGAGAGAGGAGACUGGUUAAUUCUAAAGUAGCUGAAUUUGAAAAUCUAUUGCAAAAUCCUUAUGCAUCUACAUCGACUUCUGCUCCUAAUGCUCAAAGUCCUUUUCCUGGUGCCACACCAAGUGCCUCAUUGAGUGUUCAAAGUCCUUUUCCUGGUGCUGCACCAAGUGCCUCAUUGAGUGCUCAAAGUCCUUUUCCUGGUGCCGCACCAAGUGCCUCGUUGAGUGCUCAAAGUCCUUUUCCUGGUGCCACACCAAGUGCCUCAUUGAGUGCUCAAAGUCCUUUUCCUGGUGCCGCACCAAGUGCCUCAUUGAGUGCUCAAAGUCCUUUUCCUGGUGCCGCACCAAAUGUCUCGAUGAGUGCUCAAAGCAGUUUUCCUCCUUCAGCCUCAAGUUUUAGUCAGUUGGGAGUCAUGCUGAAUACAGGGACUUCAACUCCACCAACUAUUACAUUUGGGCAACCCAAUCUCCCUGGGAACUCUUUUAAGAUGUCAAAUUCGUCUGGGACGAGUGCUUUUUCAUCUGGGAAUACAUCAGCAGCAGGUUCCUUUGGCUUCGGAACCCAAGUCCCUACCCAGCCGUAUCAAAAUCCUUCCACUCCCAGCAAUAUUUCCGCAAGUUCUGGGAGGAACUUAUUUUCCACCUCAAUGACUUCACCACAUUUUGCUAAUCCCUCUGGUGGCCAACUUCCUACUCCUUCUCAGGGGCUUUUUUCUGUUACGGCGUCCCCUGUCAGUAUCAACUUGACGAAUACUGCAUCAACAGAGGACUUCAGCGGGGAUAACAGCAUUUGGACAAAGAAGGAAUGGAAAAUUGGGGAGAUUCCAGAAGAAGCGCCCCCAGACAGAUAUGUUUUCUAGGAAUGCUUCUGGUACCUGACUAUUGAAGGUUUUCAGAUUAAAUCAGAUACAGAAGAAACUUUGUUCUUGUGUCGACGCAGAAGCAGAAAUUUUUGGGCAUUUGAUUAAGUUCCUACAUAGUUAUGCUUGUGAAAAGGGGUUUACCAUAUCUUCUUCCUUUAUUGCACUCUUGAAGAGGGCUAAAAUACUGUUUUCUUCUGCUGUUUAAAGAGUUGUAAUAUCAUCAGGUUGUUAGCUUAUGUAUGUUCCGCUAUUUAUAUGAAAAGAAAAGGCAGAA